This is a messenger RNA of Plectropomus leopardus (leopard coralgrouper), 2765 nucleotides long. RefSeq names its product adenosine kinase. Gene Ontology annotation, biological process: purine nucleobase metabolic process; purine ribonucleoside salvage. The record is from RefSeq and is a predicted model, not a curated record. Lineage: Eukaryota; Metazoa; Chordata; Actinopteri; Perciformes; Serranidae. Gene Ontology annotation, cellular component: nucleus; cytosol. Gene Ontology annotation, molecular function: adenosine kinase activity.
AGUUAGCAGCGCGAGCGCGUUUUCUGACCGGUGUAAAGGUGAAUGCAACGUGCCCGCUCAGCCAUGGCUUCAGAGGAACCAAAAGCAAAGAAACAAAAACUUUCAGAGGAUGAGAAGACAGAGUCUCCAACCAAAAAGACCCCUGCCAAACUAAGCCCCAAUGCACUCUUUGGGAUGGGAAACCCUUUGCUGGACAUCUCUGCUGUCGUGGACAAAGACUUCUUGGACAAGUACACCCUGAAACCUAAUGACCAGAUCCUGGCAGAAGACAAACACAAAGCGCUAUUUGAGGAGCUCGUGAAGAAGUUCAAAGUUGAGUACCACGCUGGAGGAGCCACACAGAACUCUAUAAAGAUUGCUCAGUGGAUGAUUCAAGAACCGCAUAACGUGGGCACGUUCUUUGGCUGCAUUGGCAAAGACAAGUUUGGAGAGAUCCUGAAGCAGAAGGCUGAGGAGGCCCACAUCGACGCACACUACUAUGAACAAGAUGAGGAGCCCACAGGGUCGUGUGCUGCUUGUAUCACCGGAGAUAACAGGUCUCUGGUUGCUAACCUAGCUGCUGCUAACUGUUAUAAGAAGGACAAACAUCUAGACCUUGAAGAAAACUGGAAGCUUGUGGAAAAAGCUAACGUCUACUAUAUUGCUGGUUUCUUCCUGACUGUCUCUUUGGAGUCCAUCCUGAAAGUGGCGAAGCACGCGUCUGAAAAUAACAAGCUGUUUUGCCUGAACCUCUCUGCGCCCUUCAUCUGCCAGUUCUUCAAGGACAACCUCAUGCAGGUUAUGCCCUACGUUGACGUGCUGUUCGGCAAUGAGACAGAAGCAGCUGCAUUUGCUAAAGAGCAAGACUUUGAGACCAAGGACAUCAAGGAAAUUGCCAAGAAAGCCCAGGCUCUGCCCAAAGUCAAUAAAAAGAGACAGAGGAUUGUAGUGCUGACCCAGGGGAAGGAUGACACUGCCAUGGCCCUGAGUGACAAGGUCGAGACAUUUCCUGUGCUGAAGAUCGACCCCAAGGACAUUGUUGACACAAACGGUGCAGGUGAUGCCUUUGUAGGAGGGUUCCUGUCCGAGCUUGUCCAGGAGAAACCACUGGAUCAGUGCGUGAAGGCGGCACACUACGCCGCCAACGUCAUCAUCAGAAGAGCCGGUUGCACCUUCCCAGAAAAACCUGAUUUCAAGUGAUUUCAGCCCGCAGCCUCAUAACCACCCUGCCAUACACAACUCCGACCCAUAGUUCCUCUGUUUUCUACAAAAGCUACCCUCAGUUCUCUAAGACACAGUUUUAUUUUAAUCAGCCAUCCGUCCAAGUUAUUUUUUAAUUCAUGUGCACAUAAUUUCCUCCAAGUUGUUAACUGGGUGCCUCCUGACGUGUGCCUGCCUCUUAUCUCCACUUGGGGCCGCUAAAGGAUCAUGCAGCCUAGAUAUUUAAAAUAACCAGUAAUCAUGAUAACAGUGUGAUCAUUUUGCUUUACAAAAAGGAUCUAAAUGGAAAGUCCUGUUUUCAUGGACAGUUUUGGUUUUCUAAAUGUUUUUUUGGCUGUUACUCUGCCAACAUCUGGCGGCCCAUCAGAUUCUGGGAGAUCGAGCACUCGUGUUGACAUCCCACGAGUCUGUUACUCCUUCCCCUCGGAGACAGAAUCAAAGCACGUGAAGUCAGUUCUACAAUCGACGGACACAUGAUGCACAAACAGAGGACUAAUUAAUGAAAUAUUGGACAAUGGAGGUAUUGGAUCCUGCAUUGAAACAUGCAGGAGUGAUUUAUUUUAGAUUUUUUAAGAAUAAUUAUUCCUCAUUGUGAGUUCAUAUUUUUUAAUUUAACAGGCCAGUUAUGAAACCAAAUGUUUUUCUUUUAUGCACACACUUUUUAAACGUGUCAAAGCCUCUGCCCAGUAAGUCCUGUGAUCACUGUUAAAUGUCAGCUUUACCAUGCUAAUAAUAUUCAGAAGUCACCGUCAACAUCACCAUUGUGGAAGUGUGUUUCUCCUCGCACUGUUUUUUGGGCGGGUGCUUCGAAUAUCUAGUGCCUUUUUUCCUUUUUUUUCUCUGUAAAUAUGACAAAGUUUGCAGAAACCUACAGGUGUUAUUUGAACCCGCGUUUGUCUGCAGGGAAACUUGCAAGCUAGAUCAGUGAUGGGCAACUGUUGGCUUGUGUGGGUGGAAAUGGAUGCACAUCAUCUUGCAAGCAGAUGCAUAUACGGUACAAAGAUAUCAUAUGUUUUAAUGCUCUCUAUCAGAGCAAUACAGUGGGUAUCAACACUGACCUUUCUUCCGUCCGCUUUGCUAAAUCAAAUGUAGAUGGACUGGAAAUUUUACAUUUUCACCACUAGAUUUUAAUAUUUUUGUCGAUAUUUGUGCGACAACUACUACAAAUGGUAAGUGGAAGAUAUAAAGUAAGUGGUGGACACAAAUAACAUAUGCUAAAUUUAUGCUGAGGCCACACUUGUAACAUGGGGCCAAAGAUUUCAAACCGUCAGUAUUAACCUUCAGUUGUGUGUGCGCAACACCGAAUACUUGAAUUCAACGAUCCUGAAUAUAAAUGUUCUUAAACAAGAAAAACAUUUUCUGAAAAGAGUUGUUUUGAAACUUGUUUAUCUUUGAGUAUUGUCCCUCUGUCAUAUAGGCUGUUUGUUUUUGCAUGUUCAAUACACCAAAAAAGCCUUAAGUGAUUGUCUAUUCAUGGUUUCAGAAAGUCUCAAUUGCACUCAAGUUGCCCAUCUCUGUGCUAGACUGAGAGGCCUAAAAUUUACAAAUAAAACUUACAAUGAUGA